Messenger RNA from Babesia bigemina, 252 nucleotides. RefSeq lists its product as hypothetical. The record is from RefSeq and is a predicted model, not a curated record. The coding region runs from base 1 to 252 and encodes 83 amino acids. Lineage: Eukaryota; Apicomplexa; Aconoidasida; Piroplasmida; Babesiidae. The transcript has a single exon.
AUGCUACGUGGUGUAAACAUCAACGGCCUAGCAAUAGAAACAUCUCAAUGUGCCCUUCUGGCGACGCCACUGAUGCAGGAGGAACAGGCUCGUGGCACGUGUACUCUCAGACACCAAUACUGGCUCUUAGUGCGCCGCAAAGUAACAAUAUGCGCUCAGAGUGCUCACAAUACGCGACAAUACCCCAAAUAUAGAUACCAGGACAAAUAUUUGCGCAGGCACGAUGCGUCCGAAUUGCUCAACGUCAUUUGA